UGAUUCCAUCCCUAUAUUCCGAAAUCCCAAUGUGCUUCGCGUCUUCUUUAGACGCGGCAUCCUAAUCCUCACACCUCAUUAAAGGAACUUGGCUUUGAUUAAUCCAUCCACGAUUGCACUUCAAUAUUCCUAUCGAUCGGCGCCCUAUUCUACAUCCCCUAACCUGGCCUCAGUCCUUACUAUGUUGGAUAUUCAAGACUUCUCCGACGUCUUCAGCUUCAACCAUCGAUGCCACUAUGCAUCCGCACUGCAGAACGAGAUCCAUGAGAACCGACGCAAACUCCAUGGGCAGCUCUUCAUUGACCGCCUAUUGGAGCUGCUAAACAUCCCAAGUGCACACAUCUACCCUCCCCGAACCAACGCUGAGUUACGCACUUUGCAUGAGAGCAUUACGUCCGCACCGAUUCCCACGCACCACCAACUCUCCCUCCUCUUCUACCUCCUGCUGGACCUCACCAGCACUACUCCUAGCGAGGAAUCAGACGCUACCCGAUUCGCUCAGCGGUCCACCCUCCCUCGAAAGUAUUAUCUCGCGCUGCUUGGCCUCUGGUGUCUAGACCGUCUCGACUUCGUUCACGCCGUGGGCUACCUAACCGAGCCGUCCCUACAGCCCGUCUUUCACGAAGAAAUCCUCGGGGUCUUGCUAGAGCAUUGCGCUGAAGCGGAAGAGGAGAAGGGAGAUCAGAAGGCCGGACUGAAAAAGCAUGGCGGCCACAAUCCUCCAGAAAGCCAACAUCUGCGAGGUCUCCCCAUGUCCUUCUACGUCGCGACCAACAUGCGAAUCACCAGCGAUGACCUGGUGACUCGGUUUUUCCGCUACCGGUGCAGCAUCAGCAUUCCACGAGCUUUCUCCUUCAUGCGCUCACAGCCUGUGGGCCCGCAUCUCCAACGGGGGCUCCUCGAGCUCCUGAUUCACGAAGCGCUGUCAUCCGAGUCGACCCAUAAAGAUCGAGCGAAUCGAGCGAUGCAGUUGAUCAACCUCCCCAUGAAUGAAGACGAGGAUGGCUGGUUUGAGGAGUACCUUCUUCGAGGAAGGGGCCGAUCGCUACAUGGGGCGGCAGAUACGGUAACAAUGAGGAGGAUGGGACUGGGAAAAGUGCGGGAGAUUUUGAAAGAGCGGACAUUAGGCAAUCAAGGUGGCGGUGGACGGUGGGAUCAGUUGCGGGAGGGGUUGCGGAGAGGCAUUGGGGAGAACAUGACGAUUGAUGAAUACCGGCUACAAUGAACCACGAUACGUGGGGGAGUUUUUGGGGUUUGAGCCUUGGAAUUCGAUACCCGAGAGUGUGCAUUUUACCACGAGAUACCAACUUCUAACAUUACACUUGUGCUAUGCGCAGCGCUUCAACAGGCCAAUAGGCCUUCCGAGACUCCGACGCUCUACGCUAAAUGGAAAAGGAUCUACAAUAAAAGCCACCGGUCCGUCACUAUUG
Eremomyces bilateralis CBS 781.70 is the source of this 1430-nucleotide messenger RNA. RefSeq lists its product as uncharacterized. The record is from RefSeq and is a predicted model, not a curated record. Lineage: Eukaryota; Fungi; Ascomycota; Dothideomycetes; Eremomycetales; Eremomycetaceae. The transcript is spliced from 2 exons. The coding region runs from base 182 to 1225 and encodes 347 amino acids.